AUGGCUCCACAAGCCUGUAAAGAUGUUCUUGGUAUGUUUAUACAUUUGAAUCAACAAGUUGCCAAAGCAGUUCAGCUGUUAUACCUUGGGAACGAUGAAGCAUUUUCUGAGUCGCUGCUCGAACAAGUCCGGAACUGCUCCUUAAAGAUCGAACGUGUACUCGUGGCGUCAAAUGCCCCCACUAAUUCUUCUUCUAUGGUUCUGAUGACACCAGGGAUGAGUGUCUAUCAACCGGAUGGCAGUUUAAACGAUGGCCAAGAUAGAGCAGCGUGCACGCAUAUCAUCCUCCUAGCAAAAGACGAAGAUUCUAUGAAGCCUCUGGCUUACCCAACCAGAUUUCCGUGGAAAAAUCUGUGCGAAAAAUGUCCAGUCAUCUUGCAUCUCCUUGAUCACAGUCUCUUACCCCGUGAAGAUGUUGAACAGCGUCUCAAUACCAACUUCCGGAAAGCUUCCUACCACUAUGUCGGUGUUUACUUUACAAGAUUCAUGCGUUACAGGUUCGCCCAAAAGCUGGACGGAUACGACAGAGUCAAGGAUCUAAAUGACUGGGAGGCAUUCAGAGCAGUUAGACGCAUAGGAUUCAGACUGAAAGGCGCCAAGAAUUGUGAGAAGGUGGUGGAAGAUACGGAAAAGGCAGAGAUGAUCAACAUGAGAAAAUUCUUAGGAAUGAAAGAAAGCUCGAUUAGGGAUAUCUGCAACAAUGGAACCGAUACUGACAUCACCAGCCUUUCCGGAUUAGAGGUGCAGAUGCCGCAUAAGUUGUUUGAAGGCGACUAUGAGUUCGUUUCGUUCGGUGCCUCCUCCCUCAAUAAGAAAAGAAAAUUUGACUAA
Molecule: messenger RNA, 831 nt
Organism: Botrytis sinoallii
Lineage: Eukaryota; Fungi; Ascomycota; Leotiomycetes; Helotiales; Sclerotiniaceae
Exons: 5
Coding region: 1-831 (276 amino acids)
Source: RefSeq, a predicted model, not a curated record